AUGACAGACUGGAUCGACGAGAAAGCGUUCAAGCUCCUAUGGCGCUCGCUGACGAAGGCUGGAUGGAGAGCAAGACCUUCGACAGGUCUGAACUCGGGCCACACGUAUGUGAAGCCGGGGGUGAAGGGUCAGCUUCAGGAGGACAGGGCAGGCGUGGAGUACUUUGUUGGACCAAAAGCGUUAUGGACAUUUGCUACGCGUGAGGGGUUGAUACCGCCUCUUUCCUCCCCUCCUCGGAGUUUUGCGAACACUGGUCGACCACCCAUGGGCAAGCAGGCUGCCUACGCAGCAGCUCAAAAACGAUUACCUCCGGUGCCCCCGAUUUUUAACAGCACUACUAGUGCUGUGACGGCUCCUACAGAACAAGGCGGCGGUGUGAACGUGACUAAUGCAGUCGAUUUGGAUGCAUUUGAUUCCCCCCCUGCUCAUGCGUUGGUGUCACAAGAAGAAGCCGAGUCAGUCAGCGAUCCAGUCGAAGCACCUGUGGAUCUCUCAGAUAGCUACGAAAGCGAGGUGGAAUUGGAUAACGAGUUUGAAGACGACAGCAGCGAGUUUGCCCAAGAUGAUGCAGCGAUGCGUGCUAUGGCUUCAUCUGGUUGGGAGAUCUACGAUCAAAACCACAGCAGUGACCUGCAGCUAGCUGGAGCAUCCGACUUAUACGACGGAUCUUGGGGACUCACCAGGUCAUCCGCUGCCUUUGCUAGUUCCCCGCUGGGAAUGUUUUUCUACUUUCUCCCCAAGAAGCUAUGGUAUCAGAUUGCGGAGGCUUCCGAGGCGUAUCGUAUUGAGUGCAUACCAAGCGUCGCUGCUGCCCAACGUGCUAAACAACUUGAGGCUCAUACGAAGGACCGUACAAAGCCAGUGCUGCCCCUUGAGGUACUGGUGGACAAGCUGAAGAAGACGAGAUCGAUCAAGCCUCACGAAAUUUUGCAUGUCGUGGGUCUUCUCAUUGUGCAGUCACACAUACGGCCUUGA
Messenger RNA from Phytophthora nicotianae INRA-310, 975 nucleotides. RefSeq lists its product as hypothetical. The record is from RefSeq and is a predicted model, not a curated record. The transcript has 4 exons. Lineage: Eukaryota; Oomycota; Peronosporomycetes; Peronosporales; Peronosporaceae. Bases 1 to 975 code for a protein of 324 amino acids.